AUGGCGGACUAUUGGCAAUCUCAAGAUCGAAAAUUCUGCGACUUUUGCAAGUGUUGGAUCGCUGACAAUAGAGCAAGCAUUGAUUUCCAUAAAAAUGGUAAAAAACACAAGGAAAGUGCCAGCAAGAGAGUUAAAAUGAUAUACAAGAACAGCACCAAGCAAACCAAGAUCCAGAAGAAAAUUGAAUGUGAUCUUGAAAAUAUGGAAAAGGCCGCUUUGGCAGCUUACAUCAAAGAUCUCGAAGGAAACACGGUUGACAUAACAGCACAGGAAAUAAUGAAGAAUAAGCGCAACAGAAUUGACGAACCUAUCGUAGUUAGUCCUAAUCAAGUCCCCGAGGUAUUAUCAGUAAGAAAUUCUCGGCUCGAAUCAAGUAAAAAUCUUCCAGUCGACGUUGUUUUUUGUGAUCCUACCACAUUUUAUCGGGCUUACCGAAGAGAUUACAGUGUUCCGGAUAGAGUCGAUCCCUACGGGCCGUGGACGUCUGUUGAAAUAAAGUCUCCCAAAAUUGUUGACUUGCAAUUACCUGCGAAAAGGGUUAUACAAGUAGUAACGCCAGUAGUUAAGGAAACCCGGCACUGGCCAGUAUAUCAAGUAGUAUCAGAGGUGUAUAUUCUGGUACCGGCAUUAUUGGGGUUGAAAGGAAACCUCGAAAUGACUCUGGCCUCUCGACUGUCUACCCACGCAAAUCUGGGUCACAUGGACACAGAAAAGCAGCAGUAG
Cotesia congregata is the source of this 723-nucleotide messenger RNA. NCBI's taxonomy places the organism in Eukaryota, Metazoa, Arthropoda, Insecta, Hymenoptera, Braconidae. The record is from the annotation of a GenBank genome assembly.